This is a messenger RNA of Komagataella phaffii GS115, 1323 nucleotides long. RefSeq names its product S-adenosylmethionine-dependent methyltransferase of the seven beta-strand family. Gene Ontology annotation, molecular function: tRNA methyltransferase activity; S-adenosylmethionine-dependent methyltransferase activity. Lineage: Eukaryota; Fungi; Ascomycota; Pichiomycetes; Pichiales; Pichiaceae. Gene Ontology annotation, biological process: tRNA methylation; wybutosine biosynthetic process. The record is from RefSeq and is a predicted model, not a curated record. The transcript has a single exon. Bases 1 to 1323 code for a protein of 440 amino acids. Gene Ontology annotation, cellular component: cytoplasm.
AUGUCUUCAGAACUCAUCCCCUUCCUUCCGGUGAAUAAAGAAAGUGAAGCCUAUAAGAUAAUACUAUCCCCAUGCAAUGCUGCAAACAAAUCACUAAUUAAAAAACUGAAACUUUUUCUGGAAGAUAAUGAAAUAUUGAAUGGCAGAAUCAUACUGACAAAUACUAGUGUAUCUGUUCCAGUACUACUAAAAACUGGGCUCGGAGAUCAGGACUUGUUGGCAUUCACUGUGUAUUUGAAGGGCAUGCUAAAUAUGGAAGAGGCAUCCUCAAUAAAUUUGGUUUCACAUCAACCAGAAAAUACUGCAUCAAAAGGUACUUUGAAAAAUUUGCUAGUUCAGUACCUGAGAGAUAAGAAUCAAGAUAUAAAGAUGUUCUUACCAUUCAUACCCAAUAGAUAUAUCAUUUAUCCGCCAAUGGUACUUUUUAAUUCCAACACAUUUGAUAACGAUGCGUGGAAUGGCAUUGCAGGUGAAUCGUUCUUCAAAUGGAUACUAUCUUUGUUCAAUAACUGUUCUCACUUGGCAAUUCUAAACCCUAUUAUCAAAACUGAUGACAUGAGAAGACCCUUGGGAUUUUUACCAUUGUAUGGAGACUUUGGACCAGAACUGCACGAAGAGGGUUUCGACAACCCCACCGAAGAAGAUUUCAAGAAAGAAUUCUGGUGCCAUGUAAUUCAAAACGGUAUCUAUCAAACUUGGGCUCCAAGACGUACAAUGUUCUCCAGAGGCAAUAUAAAGGAAAAGUCACGCAUACUGGAGUUCAGGGAUGUGCAGGGAACUGAUGUUGUAGAUUUAUACGCUGGUAUUGGAUAUUUCACUUUGAGCUAUUUGGCCAAAGGGGCUAACCGUGUUUAUUGUUGGGAGAUUAAUCCAUGGAGUAUCCAAGGAUUGAUCAAGAGCUGUAAGGCGAACAAUCAUCCAUACUGUCUAGUCAGGAAAGGGGAGUCCAUUCCCGCUGAUUUGAAUGAGAUUAAAGUAGUUAUUUUCCAUGAAAGUAAUGAGUUUGCAUGUACGAGAAUGAAGCAGGUGGUGAAAAUGGAUUCCACGUUUAAGUUGAACCUGAGCCAUGUAAAUCUAGGUCUUCUGCCUUCGUCAAAACAAGGGUGGCAGACAGCACUGGAUCUGAUCAACCUGUUCAACACAACAACUAUGAUUCAUGUCCAUGAAAAUAUUCAUAUAGAAAAUUUUCAGGAGCAAAUUGAACUCAUAAGGUUGAAUCUGUCGUCUUCGAAUGAAGUAGAGCUUUCAUUUGUUCAUAAAAUUAAAACUUUUGCCCCAGAUAUAUGGCAUGUUUGUAUAGAUUAUCGAAUUUGUAAUUACUAA